Ectocarpus siliculosus is the source of this 258-nucleotide messenger RNA. The record is from the annotation of a GenBank genome assembly. Lineage: Eukaryota; Phaeophyceae; Ectocarpales; Ectocarpaceae.
AUGACGUACGAUGUGGCCGUUGAUGGCGACGGGUUUGGUCUGGCCGAAGCCAUGGAUCUCGCUGAGGCCGAGGACACGGUGAACCUCCAAGACGGGACCUACGAACAAGCCCUGGAAAAUGUGAGGGACGGGGAAUCCGGCAACCCGAUCACCGUGGUCGGCGGGCCGGGGGCGAUCAUCAAGGCUCAGAAUAGCGCCGGUCAUUCAGUGUUCGUUGGGCACAGCUUCAUCGAGCUCAAGGUCGCCGAGGUUGAGUGA